AUGGAUUCUAUAUCGAUUCCCUCCUUCAUCAGUAAGGCUCUUCAAGGAAGAAGUCAACCUCAGGGAGAAAAUACAUCACCCAAAGCUCUCAAUCCCUUGACUUAUCCUAAAAGUUCUGAACCUUUUGAUCCGCGACUGUUCAAGAAUCCAUCAUCGGAGUAUCGAGGAUGUCCUUUCUGGGCAUGGAACACAAAACUCGACAAGGAUCAACUCCUUCGUCAAAUUGAUUAUUUUGCUGAGAUGGGAAUGGGAGGAUUUCACAUGCAUGUUCGUACCGGUCUUGAUACCGAGUAUAUGGGAACAGAGUUCAUGGAUAUGAUUCGUGCCUGUGUUGAUUAUGCCGAAACCAAACAAAUGUUGGCAUGUUUAUAUGAUGAUGAUAGAUGGCCUUCUGGAGCUGCUGGUGGUAAGGUUAUUGAGAAGUAUCCUGAGCAUAAAGGAAAACAUCUUCUCUUUACACCUCAUGCUUACGGAACAGUACCACUUGGUGGAGGUGCUCCUGCGUCAGCCAGAGCUACAAGAAGCGAAAAUGGACAUCUUGUAGCAAGGUAUGAAAUUGAAUUGAAUAGCCAUGGGACACUCAAAUCAAGUCGGAUCCUAAAUAAAGACGAACAUGGGGAGAACGUCUGGUACGCCUAUGUUGAGACGAAUCCUAUUUCAUCCUGGUUCAAUGAUCAAACAUAUAUCGAUACCCUCAGCGAAGAUGCGAUGGCUCGAUUUAUUGAGAUUACGCAUGAAGUUUAUAAAGAGAAAUGUGGUGACAAGUUUGGAACCGUCAUACCCUGUAUCUUCACCGAUGAGCCUCAAUUUGCUACUAAAACACGUCUUCCUCAUCCCCAAGCCAUCGAAGAUAUAUUUAUUCCAUGGACGAAUGACUUACCAGACAGCUUCAAGAAGGAGUAUCAUGCCGAUAUCAUGGAAACUUUACCUCAGAUUAUAUGGAAUCUUCCAGAUGAUCAACCAAGUUUAACAAGAUAUCGAUAUCACGAUCAUGUCUGCGAAAGAUUUGUCUCGGUAUUUAUAGAUCAGAUUUGUCGUUGGUGCCGAAAAAAUGGGUUGUUCCUAGAUGGCCAUAUGAUGGAAGAGCCAACGCUUUAUUCGCAAACUACCGCUCUAGGUGAAGCCAUGCGUUGUUACCAGAACAUGGACAUGCCAGGAAUAGACUUACUUGUUGAUGGUAUCGAAUUCAAUACUGCAAAGCAAGCUUCUAGCGUUUCUAGACAAAUGGGUCGUCGAGGUACAAUGUGUGAGAUAUAUGGAGUCACUCAUUGGUAUUUCACAUUCGAAGGUCACAAAGGCUGUGGUGAUUGGCAAGCAGCGCUAGGCAUUACCUUCCGUGUUCAUCACCUUGCGUGGGUAAGUAUGGCUGGAGAAGGGAAAAGAGACUAUCCAGCAUCUAUCAAUUAUCAAAGUCCCUGGUACAAAGAGUAUGGUUACGUCGAAGAUCAUUUUGCAAGAGUUGGCGUUGCAAUGACACGAGGAAGAGCAAUUACUCGAGUUGGAGUCAUUCAUCCUAUUGAGAGUUAUUGGUUAUGCUUUGGUCCUGAUCAAAGUGGUGAUGAAGCAGGGUCUUGUGAUCGCGCGUUUUCUGACCUUACGAACUGGUUACUGCACGGCUUGAUUGACUUUGACUUUAUAUCCGAAAGCUUAUUGCCAACUCAAGUGAGUCAGAAUCAAAAGGGUGACAAGCUGACGGUAGGACUUUGUGAAUACGAAGUGAUCAUUGUUCCAAACUUGCGCACCAUGAGGUCAUCAACUCUUAAAGUUUUGCAGGCAUUUUCGAAAGCUGGGGGUCAUGUCAUUAUUGCUGGGAGUUCACCUGAAUUGAUUGAUGCCACAGUUCCGUCACAGAAACCUAGAAUUGAACAUAGCACCAAUCUAUUCUGGAGUCAGCAAAACAUUUUGUGUGCUCUAAAUGGAUAUCGUGAUCUUUUGAUAACAGGAGAGACUGGUUCAUUAGCCGAAAAUCUGUUGUAUCAGAUGAGGGAAGAUGGAGAGGAAAGAUUUGUUUUCAUCUGUAACACAGACCAUACUUCCCCAAUCACAACAAAGAUUGGACUGAAAGGUCAUUGGGAUAUUUUGAAGAUGGAUACUUUCACUAGAGAAGAAAGUUUACUACCUAACCAGGCUGAGAAUGGCUGGACACAACUGCAAUAUAAGUUCGAGGGAUGCGCAAAUGCCACUGAAGUUCUGAGAAUCGAUAAUAUCAUUCGGGAUCGACUUAGAUUACCCCAUAAAGGAGCAGCAUUUAGACAACCUUGGUCGAUUCCGGCUUCAGAGAGAGCUCCCAAAACCCAUGUCACAAUGCGUUUUCUUAUUCAAUCCGAGUUUGAUGUCGAUACGCCGUUCAAACUCGCUCUCGAAGAUGCUAAAGCGAUGGAAAUAAGCAUAAACGAUACCAAGCUGAACUCACAAAAAGCUGAUGGCUGGUGGGUUGACGAAGCUAUCCAAACUUUGAAAAUACCCGCCAAUAUAAUCAAGAAGGGAACGAAUAUUCUCACCGUUUCUUUUCCAUUUGGAAUUCUGACAAACAUUGAACGUUUGUACUUGCUCGGAGAAUUUUCUGUUGGCACCAAGCACCUCAGAUAUCAACUCGAGCGGCCAAAGACCAUAUUCUGGGGAGACAUCACAAAGCAAGGUCUCCCAUUCUAUGCUGGAAACUUGACCUACAUCUGCAUUAUAUCGCUACCACCAAUGAGUCUUGAUAAAACUGUUCAUCUUUCAAUCCCCGAAUUUUCUUCGCCAGUACUCGCUGUGGCUUUAACUGACACGAAGCAAAAGCUUGGGCGUAUAGCUUUUCAGCCUCGAAUGUUGGAUAUCACAUCGCUUGGACCUGGAAUUCAUAAGAUUGCAAUUACAGCUUUCGGGAAUAGGUAUAAUUCUUUUGGGCAUAUACAUUUACCUGAUGGACUUACGAAUGGUUGCUCCCCGGAUAUUUGGAGAACCGCUGGGGAUUGGUGGACAGAUGAAUACAAUGUGAAACCGGUUGGUAUAUUGGAAUGCCCGAGUCUGAAAAUGGAGGUGUCUUCCUUUGAUAUAGUAAAUGCACGGAUUGAAGAAGGAUGGGAGAUGCUUGGAUAA
This is a messenger RNA of Sclerotinia borealis F-4128, 3081 nucleotides long. The record is from the annotation of a GenBank genome assembly. NCBI's taxonomy places the organism in Eukaryota, Fungi, Ascomycota, Leotiomycetes, Helotiales, Sclerotiniaceae.